Acanthosepion pharaonis is the source of this 861-nucleotide messenger RNA. NCBI's taxonomy places the organism in Eukaryota, Metazoa, Mollusca, Cephalopoda, Sepiida, Sepiidae. The record is from the annotation of a GenBank genome assembly.
AUGGUAUCAUUUACCGGAAGGUAUAUUUUCCAAAAAUAUUGCGCGGAAAAUAUACUAGUCAAUAUACAAUUAACAUGGAGUUAUGUCCGAAAAAGAAGAAUACUGUCUGCUAAAGUUCAUAUCUAUCUAUCUAUCUAUCUAUCUAUCUAUUUAUCUAUCUAUCAGGAUAUUCAUAACUCUCUAUCUAUCUAUCUAUCUAUCGAUCUAUCUAUUUAUCUAUCUAUCAGGAUAUUCAUAUCUAUCUAUCUAUCUAUCUAUCUAUCUAUCUAUCUAUCUAUCUAUCUAUCUAUCUAUCUAUCUAUCUAUCAGGAUAUCUUAUCUAUCUAUCUAUCUCUCUCUAUCUAUCUAUCUAUCUAUCAAGAUCUAUCUAUUUAUCUAUCUAUCAGGAUAUUCUAUAAUUCAUCUCUCUAUCUAUCUAUCUAUCUAUCUAUCGAUCUAUCUAUUUAUCUAUCUAUCAUCUAUAUUAUCUAUCUAUCUAUCUAUCUAUCUAUCUAUCUAUCUAUCUAUCUAUCUAUCUAUCAGGAUAUUCAUAUCAUUCUAUCUAUCUAUCUAUUCUAUCUAUCUAUCUAUCUAUUCAUAUAUUCAUCUAUCUAUCUAUUUAUCUAUCAAGAUGUUCAUAUCUAUCUAUUUAUCUAUCUAUCUAUCUAUAUUCAUCUAUCUAUCUAUCUGAUGUUCUAUUCAUAUCUAUCUAUCUAUCUGGCUAUCUAUUCUCUCAUCUCUCUCUCUCUCUCUAUCUAUCUAUCUAUCUAUCCAACUGCCUAUCUAUUAUCUAUUCAUAUCUAUCUAUCUAUCUAUCUAUCUAUCUAUCUAUCUAUCUAUCUAUCUAUUUGUUGUUAUUCAUUUUAUCGCUAUAUCAAUUGA